Messenger RNA from Arachis ipaensis, 925 nucleotides. Lineage: Eukaryota; Viridiplantae; Streptophyta; Magnoliopsida; Fabales; Fabaceae. The record is from RefSeq and is a predicted model, not a curated record.
AGUGUGCAUAACAAAACAAGGCGAGCUUAAAGGAGACUGGUCGUCCUUGGAUCAUGGCUACUAUGUCACUGUCGCUCUUUCAUACUUCAUUUCUUCACCAAAACCCUUCUCUCUGUUCCAAACGAUCCCAAUCCCCCCACUUAACCCUCAUUCUCCGGAAUCAACCCACUUCAUCACUCAGUUUAAGUGUAUCGGCAAAAAGGGAAAAUGGGGUGGUUCCAAAAGCCACAGGGGGCGUAUUGGAAUCGAGUUCGAACUCACCCGUUUCUGCUAAGAACUCCACCAAUCCGAUUGUUGUGAUUGACAACUAUGACAGCUUUACCUAUAACCUUUGCCAGUAUAUGGGGGAGUUGGGUUUCCAAUUUGACGUGUACCGGAAUGAUGAGUUGACCGUGGAAGAGUUAAAAAAGAAAAAUCCUAGAGGAGUGCUAAUAUCACCUGGUCCAGGCACGCCUCAAGAUUCUGGAAUAUCUUUGCAAACUGUACUGGAACUUGGGCCAACUGUUCCUUUGUUUGGUGUAUGCAUGGGUUUGCAAUGCAUUGGAGAAGCUUUUGGAGGGAAAAUUGUUCGAUCUCCUCAUGGUGUCAUGCAUGGGAAAAGUUCUUUGGUGUAUUAUGAUGAAAAAGGAGAAGAUGGAUUAUUUGCCGGAUUAUCAAAUCCUUUCUUAGCUGGUAGAUAUCACAGCCUUGUGAUCGAAAAGGAGAGUUUUCCUCAUGAAGAACUUGAGGUGACAGCCUAGACUGAGGAUGGUCUUAUAAUGGCAGCUCGUCAUAAGAAGUAUAAGCAUCUACAGGGUGUGCAGUUUCAUCCAGAGAGCAUUAUAACAACCGAAGGAAAGGAAAUUGUUCGAAACUUUAUCAAACUCAUUGAGAGAAAGGAGGCUGGUGGUUCAUGAAAAUGUUUAGUGCUGAAUCUUAAUGCAUU